AUGACUCCUGAUUUGCAAAAGCAAUUCAUGAAUCAAGAGUCCUUCAUGAUAAUGGUACAUCUUAAGGAAAUAUUCCAAGAGCAAGCCCAUUACAAAAGGUUCGUGACUACUAAGGUAUUGACAUCUUGCAAGAUGGCACCAGGGACUCUAGUUAGUUCCCAUGUACUCAAGAUGAAGGGGUAUCUUGAUACUCUUGAGAAGCUUGAUGUGCGCAUCAGUAGGGAGCUUGCAACUGACCUAAUUUUGGGGUCACUUUUGGAUAGUUGUGAUUCAUUUAUCAUGAACUAUAACAUGCAUAGAAUGGAUAAAUCAGUCAUCGAGUUGCAUGGGAUGCUCAAGAGUGCUAAAGAGAACAUCCAUAAAACUAAAUUUGUGCUCAUGGUUCAAAAGGGCAUUAGCAAGAAAGGGAAAGGCAAGGGAAAAGUUCCACCUAAGCCUAAGGAUAAUAAGUCUGGGCCUAAGUCCAAAGGCAAGGAGAAAAAGGCACCCAAGCCAAAGCCUAUGCAAGAAGAGAGCAUAUGCUUCCACUGUAACAAUGCUGGGCAUUAG
Molecule: messenger RNA, 549 nt
Organism: Manihot esculenta (cassava)
Lineage: Eukaryota; Viridiplantae; Streptophyta; Magnoliopsida; Malpighiales; Euphorbiaceae
Exons: 1
Coding region: 1-549 (182 amino acids)
Source: RefSeq, a predicted model, not a curated record